Molecule: messenger RNA, 975 nt
Organism: Alosa sapidissima (American shad)
Lineage: Eukaryota; Metazoa; Chordata; Actinopteri; Clupeiformes; Clupeidae
Product: rho-related GTP-binding protein RhoU
Exons: 4
Coding region: 1-804 (267 amino acids)
Biological process (GO): small GTPase-mediated signal transduction
Molecular function (GO): GTPase activity; GTP binding
Source: RefSeq, a predicted model, not a curated record
AUGCCGUCGCUCCACAGCAAAGAAGACGAUGGGGCAUCAUUAAUUGCGCCUCCGGUACCUCAGCGGCGAGCUUCCCGCCUAGAAAUGCAAAUGCAAAAGCACAAGUCUUUAUUUCUACCUGAGAGGAAGGUGACUUGUGUGUUAGUGGGCGAUGGUGCUGUGGGCAAGACAAGCCUUGUCGUGAGUUAUACCACAAAUGGUUUUCCAUCAGAGUACAUCCCUACAACUUUGGACAAUUUUGCAGCAUUGGUAGUAGUGGAUGGGAAGCCUGUGAGACUGCAGCUCUGUGAUGUUUCUGGAGAGAGAUGGCUUACACCCACUGGAAAGCACAAUGAGGAGUUUGCCCAGCUGCGCUCUCUCUGCUACAAGAAUGCUGACAUUUUCCUGCUGUGCUACAGUGUUGUCCUGCCGUCCUCCUUCCAUAGCGUGACUUCCAGGUGGGCAUCUGAGAUCCAUCGGCUCUGCCCAGACGCGCCCAUCAUUCUUGUGGGCACACAAUCAGAUCUCCGUGAGGACGUUCACGUCCUGAUCCAGCUAGCACAGAACCAAGAGCAGCCCAUAACAACAGAGGAGGCCCGGGUCUGCGCACAGCACAUAAACGCUGUGACUUUCACUGAAUGCUCAGCACUGACCCAAAAGAACUUGAAAGAGGUGUUUGACACAGCGAUUUUGGCAAGCAUGCAGGACAACGAAAUACUUCAACAGAACCACUGCCUAACCAAAACACCCAAGAAGAUCCGGAAACUCUCUGAGUCAUGGUGGAAGAAGUUCAGCUGCAUAGGUGGAACAAACAUGCCACAGUAGCAGCCUGUCCUACAGCAGGACAAAUCUCAGACAUUAUUUAUGGACAAGCAGCCUACCUUCACACUUAUAGGCUACUGCUGCGAUACCUCACUCACAUCUCAUCAAAAAGACGUUGCAGUUCUUUUAUGAACAAUUCAAGAGCAUUUUUUAAUUUCUAGUUUAUCUAUAAUU